AUAAUAUUUAAUAAAAGUAAUUUAGUUGAAUAUUAAUUAAUAAUUACACAUUGAUCUCAAACCAUUCACCUUCUAAUUUUAUAUUUAAUUUAAUUCAAUAUUAAAAUAAAAUGCCUUUUCGCCGAACACCAUUUAGUGGCUUCCCAUUCAAUGUUAUAGAUCAUGAUGAUAUUGAUCCAUUACAUGGAUUUGAUGAUGAUCCAUUAGAUGAUCCCUUUAAUACAACAAGACGUUCACAUCGUAGUGCUAGAGCUAGACCUUCAACAACAUCAACUCAAAGUCCUUCUUCAUCAUUACGAUUUCAACAUCAUUUAGAUGAUAUAGCUGCACGUCAUCCAGAGUUUGCACAACAUUUACGUCCAUGGGUUACUACUAAUCCUACAUCUAGUCAACAACAACAGUAUUUUACAUCACCAACUGCUACUGGUACAUCUGGUAGUGAUCAUAGUAAUUUAAAACAAGAAUCAUCAACAAAUAAUAAUAAUAAUAAUAAAAGUGGUGCUAAUGGUGAUAAUGAUGGUGAUGAUGUAACACCACCAACAAGUGUUGAUAAUACUGAUGUAAAUAAUAUUAAAUAUAAUAAAUUACCACAAUACGGGUUACGUAAUACUGUUGAUUUAGGACAACAACAACAACAAGAUAAUAAUACAUUGUUUGAUAAUAACAAGUCACGUGGUCAAAGAUCAAUGUCUGCACCACCAGCAUCAUCACUAACAGGAGCUGAUAGUAAACAACAACAACAACAACAACAGCAGCAACCAAGAUUUAUAUCACGUAUUAAUAUUGAACCAUUAAAACAACAACAAUCAAUGGGUGGUAACACAACAAGUACAACAUUACCACAACAACAACAACAACAACAACAAACAACAGCAACAAUGAAUAAUAAACAACAACAACCAAAUGUUAGACAUAUACCAAUAUUUGUUGAAGGGCGUGAUGAACCAUUAUUACCAAAACAAUAUGAACAACAACAACAACAUAAUAUAAGACCACAACAACAACAACAACAACAACAACAACAACAUGGUGGUGAUACAACAACAAACAAUACAAUACCAUCAUCAGUACCAGCACCACCACCACCACCUUCAUCAACAACAUUACAUAAUAAGGAACAACAACAACAACAACAACAACAUAGUAAUUAUGAAGAAGUAUAUCAACAACAACAACAACCAUGUAAUAAACAACAACAACAACAACAAAUAGAUUCAAUAACAAGAAUACAAGAGAUACAAAAAGAUGUGAAUGAAUUAAUGUUACAAGUUGAACAAUACAAGAAUACACGUACAGAUGGCAAAAAAGAUAAACAAUAUUUAUAUUUAGAUGAGAUGUUAACACGUAACUUAAUUAAAUUAGACAAUAUUGAUACAGAUGGUAAAGAUGUGAUACGUGCUGCACGUAAAGAAGCUAUUAAAUGUAUUGAACAUUGUAUUAGUCAAUUAGAAUCAAAAUUAUUAUUAACAACAACAAAUAAUAACAAUAAUAAUAAUACAACAACAACUGAUGAUCAAAGUGAACAACAACAACAACAACAUGAUAAUAUUAAUAAAAGUACAAGUACAAGUGAUGUAAAUACAACAACAACAAGUACAAGUGAUGAUACUAAUCAAAUGGAAGUUGAACAACAACAACAACAACAACAAGAUAAUGAUACAGUUAAUAAUAAAAUGGAUGUAGAUAUAGCAGAUACAACAACAACAACAAAUGAUAUGAAAACAUUACAAGUAGGUGGUGUUAUUAAAAGUGGUGAACAAAUACAACAACAACAACAACAACAACAAUAUGAUAAUAAUGAUGAACAACAAACAACAUCAUCAAAUGAUAAUAAUAAAAAAAUUAAAAAGAGUCCUAAAAAGAAAAUAACAUCAAAUAAUGAU
Molecule: messenger RNA, 1883 nt
Organism: Chrysoperla carnea
Lineage: Eukaryota; Metazoa; Arthropoda; Insecta; Neuroptera; Chrysopidae
Product: BAG domain-containing protein Samui-like
Exons: 2
Biological process (GO): protein stabilization
Cellular component (GO): cytoplasm; membrane; cytosol
Molecular function (GO): adenyl-nucleotide exchange factor activity; protein-folding chaperone binding
Source: RefSeq, a predicted model, not a curated record